Messenger RNA from Rana temporaria (common frog), 3704 nucleotides. It is a transcript of the gene MUCL3, whose product is annotated as mucin like 3. The transcript is spliced from 7 exons. Lineage: Eukaryota; Metazoa; Chordata; Amphibia; Anura; Ranidae. The coding region runs from base 114 to 3704 and encodes 1196 amino acids. The record is from RefSeq and is a predicted model, not a curated record.
UGUCCUAAGUUCAGUUGACUUAAAACCCCUGCACCAUACAUUAUUAUACAGUUGUUUUGUGGAUGCUCGCUUGGAUAUUUUAUUGGCACUGACGGAAUUGAAUCCUGCACAUAAUGGGGACUUCAAAGUCUCUGUUAUUGACUUGGUGUCUGCUACUCUUGGCCAUGGUUCCCAGUACAGGUGCCCAAACCUCAGAUGCGACAACUACUGAAGCUACUACUACAAUAACUACUGAUGCUACUACGACUACUUCUACUGCAGCGCCAGUUACUACCACUGCAGCUCCGACUACCACUGAAAUACCAACUACUACUGCUGCUCCUACUACUGCAGUGUCAACCAGUACUGAACCCCCUACUACUACAACUCUGCCAACUACCACACUGGAAACUACUACUUUGGCACCAACAAGUACUGAACCUCCCACUACUACAAAUCUGCCAACUACCACACCAGAAACUACUACUUUGGCACCAACAAGUACUGAACCCCCUACUACUACAAUUCUGCUAACUACCACACUGGAAACUACUACUUUGGCACCAACAAGUACUGAACCCCCUACUACUACAAAUCUGCCAACUACCACACCGGAAACUACUACUUUGGCACCAACAAGUACUGAACCCCCCACUACUACAAUUCUGCCAACUACCACACCGGAAACUACUACUUUGGCACCAACAAGUACUGAACCCUCCACUACUACAAAUCUGCCAACUACCACACCGGAAACUACUACUUUGGCACCAACAAGUACUGAACCCCCUACUACUACAAGUCUGCCAACUACCACACCAGAAACUACUACUUUGGCACCAACAAGUACUGAACCCCCCACUACUACAAUUCUGCCAACUACCACACAGGAAACUACUACUUUGGCACCAACAAGUACUGAACCCCCCACUACUACAAUUCUGCCAAGUACAACACCGGAAACUACUACUUUGGCACCAACAAGUACUGAACACCCCACUACUACAUUUCUGCCAACUACCACACCGGAAACUACUACUUCGGCACCAACAAGUACUGAACCCCCCACUACUACAAUUCUGCCAACUACCACACCGGAAACUACUACUUUGGCACCAACUACUGAAUCCCCUACUACUACAAUUCUGCCAACUACCACACUGGAAACUACUACUUUGAGUACUGAACCCCCUACUACUACAAUUCUGCCAACUACCACACCGGAAACUACUACUUUGGCACCAACAAGUACUGAAUCCCCUACUACUACAAUUCUGCCAACUACCACACUGGAAACUACUACUUUGGCACCAACAAGUACUGAAACCCCUACUACUACAAUUCUGCCAACUACCACACCGGAAACUACUACUUUGGCACCAACAAGUACUGAACCCCCUACUACUACAAUUCUGCCAACUACCACACCGGAAACUACUACUUUGGCACCAACAAGUACUGAACCCCCUACUACUACAACUCUGCCAACUACCACACUGGAAACUACUACUUUGGCACCAACAAGUACUGAACCUCCCACUACUACAAAUCUGCCAACUACCACACCAGAAACUACUACUUUGGCACCAACAAGUACUGAACCCCCUACUACUACAAUUCUGCUAACUACCACACUGGAAACUACUACUUUGGCACCAACAAGUACUGAACCCCCUACUACUACAAAUCUGCCAACUACCACACCGGAAACUACUACUUUGGCACCAACAAGUACUGAACCCCCUACUACUACAAAUCUGCCAACUACCACACCGGAAACUACUACUUUGGCACCAACAAGUACUGAACCCCCUACUACUACAAGUCUGCCAACUACCACACCAGAAACUACUACUUUGGCACCAACAAGUACUGAACCCCCCACUACUACAAUUCUGCCAACUACCACACAGGAAACUACUACUUUGGCACCAACAAGUACUGAACCCCCCACUACUACAAUUCUGCCAAGUACAACACCGGAAACUACUACUUUGGCACCAACAAGUACUGAACCCCCCACUACUACAAUUCUGCCAACUACCACACCGGAAACUACUACUUCGGCACCAACAAGUACUGAACCCCCCACUACUACAAUUCUGCCAACUACCACACCGGAAACUACUACUUUGGCACCAACAAGUACUGAACCCCCUACUACUACAAUUCUGCCAACUACCACACCGGAAACUACUACUUUGGCACCAACAAGUACUGAAUCCCCUACUACUACAAUUCUGCCAACUACCACACUGGAAACUACUACUUUGGCACCAACAAGUACUGAACCCCCUACUACUACAAUUCUGCCAACUACCACACCGGAAACUACUACUUUGGCACCAACAAGUACUGAACCCCCCACUACUACAAUUCUGCCAACUACCACACCGGAAACUACUACUUUGGCACCAACAAGUACUGAACCCCCCACUACUACAAUUCUGCCAACUACCACACCGGAAACUACUACUUCGGCACCAACAAGUACUGAACCCCCCACUACUACAAUUCUGCCAACUACCACACCGGAAACUACUACUUUGUCACCAACUACUGAACCCCCUACUACUACAAUUCUGCCAACUACUACACCGGAAACUACUACUUUGGCACCAACAAGUACUACUGAACCCCCUACUACUACAAUGCUGCCAACUACCACACAGCAAACUACUACUUUGGCACCAACAAGUACUACUGAACCCUCUACUACUACAAUGCUGCCAACUACCACACAGCAAACUACUACUUUGGCACCAACAAGUACUACUGAACCCCCUACUACUACAAUGCUGUCAACUACAACACAGCAAACUACUACUUUGGCACCAACAAGUACUAUUGAACCCCCUACUACUACAAUGCUGCCAACUACCACACAGCAAACUACUACUUUGGCACCAAAUACUACUGAAUCCCCUACUACUACAAUGCUGCCAACUACCACACAGCAAACUACUACUUUGGCACCAACAAGUACUACUGAACCCCCUACUACUACAAUGCUGCCAACUACCACACAGCAAAUUACUACUUUAGCACCAACAAGUACUACUGAAUCCUCUACUACUACAAUGCUGCCAACUACCACACAGCAAACUACUACUUUGGCACCAACAAGUACUGAACCCCCCACUACUACAUUGCUGCCAACUACCACACAGCAAACUACAACUUUGGCACCAACAAGUACUACUGAACCCCCUACUACUACAAUGCUGCCAACUACCACACAGCAAACUACUACUUUGGCACCAAGUACUAAUGAAUCCCCUACUACUACAACGCUUCCAACUACCACACAGCAAACUACUACUUUGGCACCAACAAGUACUACUAAACCACCUACUACUACAAUGCUGCCAACUACCACACAGCAAACUACUACUUUGGCACCAAGUACUACUGAAUUCUCUACUACAACAAUGCUGCCAACUACCACACAGCAAACUACUACUUUGGCACCAACAAGUACUACUGAAUCCCCUACUACUACAAUGCUGCCAACUACCACACAGCAAACUACUACUUUGGCACCAACAAGUACUACUGAACCCCCUACUACUACAAUGCUGCCAACUACCACACAGCAAACUACUACUUUGGCACCAAGUACUACGGAAUCCUCUACUACUACAAUGCUGCCAACUACCACACAGCAAACUACUACUUUGGCACCAACAACAAACUACUACUUUGGCACCAACAAGUACUACUGA